AUGGGUGUUACUGGGUGGAGGAAGGUUGUGUCUACAAUGUGCUGUAGUGAUGUGCCUGGUAUCUGUUUUUGUUGUUGUAGGAACCUCAAACUUCAUUGCUGUGAGCUCCAUGGGCUAUGGAAGGCUGUGGUACUGUUGGUGUGUAUAGGAUUGGCCAUCCAGAUAUUCGGGAUCAACGGCGGCAAAAGAUUGAGGCUGAAAUCCUCUACGUUGGAUGCGGAUGGCGAGCGGGGAAGGGCCUGCAGCCCCCAGACCCACAUUGUGUUCCUGAAGACCCACAAGACGGCAAGCAGCACCAUCCUGAACCUGCUGUAUCGCUUCGGGGAGGCCAGGAACCUGAGCUUUGCCCUCCCCCGGGGCUACCAGCUGGGCUACCCCAAGCCCUUCAGGGCCGUUGACAUCAACCACUACAGUCGAGGGAGGAACGUGGAUUAUCACAUCAUCUGCAAUCACAUGCGCUUUCAUCACGGAGAGGUUGAGAAGGUGAUGCCCAGAGGAACUUUCUACUUCUCCAUCCUCCGUAACCCGGUCACAUUAGCGGAGUCGGCUUUCACCUAUUACAAGGGCUCGAGCUCAGCCUUCAGCAAAGUCCAGAGACUGGAGCAAUUUUACAGAGAUCCCUGGAGAUACUACAGCAUCUCAGAGACCGGCAGCCAUUACGCCAGGAACCUGAUGUGGUUUGACUUUGGCCACGACCACAACGCCAACGUGACAGAGCACUAUGUGGCCGCGGUGCUGAAGGAGAUCGAGGAGACCUUCCACCUGAUCCUGUUGGCCGAGUACUUUGACCAGUCCAUGGUGUUGCUGAGGCAGGCUCUGUGCUGGGACCUGGACGACCUGGUGACCUUCAAGCUGAACCUCAGGAGCAACAAGACGGUGAGCAGAUUGUCUGCCGAGACCGUGGGGCAGAUCAGGGCUUGGAACGCCCUGGACUGGAGCUUGUAUCUGCACUUCAACCGGACAUUCUGGCAGCGGGUGGACAGGUACGGGCAGGAGAGGAUGAGGCGCGAUGUCCAGAUCCUACGGGAGAAACGACAGGAGAUGAUGGAGCUGUGUCUGCAGGGUGGCCAGGCUGUGGAGGCCGCUCAGAUCCAGGACAAGAACAUCAAACCCUUCCAAUAUGGUCGUGCCAAAAUCAUGGGCUACAACCUCAAGCCAUCGCUCAACAACCACACGAGGGAGAGGUGUGUGAGGAUGGUGAUGCCAGAGCUACAGUACAAGGACUUGUUGGCCACAAGGCCCUCCUAUUCACAUGUCCAGAGGCUGGUGGUCAACCUGGGAGCCAGGAGCAACCAAACUGAGAGCUCGAGGAACGGAGUGACCCAAGGCUCUCAUUGAGGAGCUUUGAGAGUGGGAAUUGGGAUUGGAAUUAGAUAAAGAAAAAUCCUUGCAAUGGGAGACGUAGACUAUGUCUCCUAGACUGGGGAGAGGGUGGAGGGGGAAGGAGGGGAGACAGUGGAGAGGGAAGGA
Molecule: messenger RNA, 1470 nt
Organism: Callorhinchus milii (elephant shark)
Lineage: Eukaryota; Metazoa; Chordata; Chondrichthyes; Chimaeriformes; Callorhinchidae
Product: galactose-3-O-sulfotransferase 2
Exons: 4
Coding region: 1-1338 (445 amino acids)
Biological process (GO): glycolipid biosynthetic process
Cellular component (GO): membrane
Molecular function (GO): galactosylceramide sulfotransferase activity
Source: RefSeq, a predicted model, not a curated record